Molecule: messenger RNA, 246 nt
Organism: Clunio marinus
Lineage: Eukaryota; Metazoa; Arthropoda; Insecta; Diptera; Chironomidae
Source: the annotation of a GenBank genome assembly
AUGGAAAAGCAUCAUUCUUGUGUUGCAUCCUAUUAUUAUGUUAGUCCAGCUCCACACAUAGCACCCCCCGAUGUACCCCCUCGAAAUCCAACGAUGAGUCGCAUGAAUGGUCGAGUUCAAGGUAUAGCUAAUGAUCUCGAUAUGGACUUUGAGCCAUCGUGUCUGGUGCGAACGCCUUCAGGAAAUGUUUACAUACCAAGCAGUAAUCUCAGUAAGUUUUAUCUUAUUACUAUACAACAAGUUUAA